This is a messenger RNA of Perognathus longimembris pacificus (Pacific pocket mouse), 1856 nucleotides long. RefSeq names its product DDB1 and CUL4 associated factor 16 (gene Dcaf16). The transcript is spliced from 3 exons. Lineage: Eukaryota; Metazoa; Chordata; Mammalia; Rodentia; Heteromyidae. Bases 867 to 1520 code for a protein of 217 amino acids. The record is from RefSeq and is a predicted model, not a curated record. Gene Ontology annotation, cellular component: Cul4-RING E3 ubiquitin ligase complex.
CGGCCUCGCCGGAAGUCGCCUCGUCCGGGAGACGGAGCGGAGCGGCGGCGCGACGUUCGGGACGCGACGGGCCUGGGGCCGCUCCGAGUGGAGUGCGCCGCACGCCGUGCGCCGCGCGCCGGUGCGUGAGGCGCGGAGGCCCAAAGGAUCCUCCACGCUUCUUCAUAUCAUCACCACCUCCUAAAUCCCAGCAAAAGUCCCAACAACUAGCUGCUCUCUUACCAGGACAACUGCCCUAAAAUUAUCAACAAACACAUCUAAAGUUUUCUCAUUCACAGAUUAAAGGCUAUCUUUCCAGAUAGUCCAUCCACUGAGUCGCUGGUUUCUAAGAACAUUUGUCUCACCUAUGGGAAACAUGAGAUUCUUGCACACCAGAUGUUCUUGAUAACGCAUCUUGUCAUAUCCUCUGUAUGAAAGCAGUUUCACCAGCAGGCAACCAAGGUUACUACUGAGCUUCUUUCCACGUCCGGUAGAUACAGAAUCACUACCAACAGAGUGCACAUGUGUGUUACCUGCUGAGACUCCACUAAGGGAAAAUUGGCUUGCCUAAAUGAGGACCCUCCUCCUCUUGGGUAGCCAGGUUUGAAGGAAUACUCUGACCUGUGCCACUGGUAAGUGACUACCACUCUUACACACUGGACUGGUCCUGAAGACUACAAUGUCAUCUUCGUAAGUGAAGAAUAAAGAACAUAAUAUUGAAGAAUUGUACCAAUGGUGUGGGAGAAGCACACCAUGUACAUAAUGGACUGAGAAAUAGACAAACUUGGUGAAAAGAUUUUUCAUCUCAUUCCUAUUAGCCAAUGUUAGCCAAUAAUAUAUAACUUUGCUUGUUACCAUUUUCUUUUUCAUUACUCUGUUUUAUUCUAAUGGGUCCCAGAAUUCCCUCUCCUGAUCGCUUAACAGAAUCAGAAAGUGAGGAAGAAGAUAAUCACGUUGGCUUCCUAGAUGAGAGUUCCGUAGAAGAGUGGGACUCCUCUGAAGAAGAAGACCCCAUGGUGCCCAACCUAACACCUCUUGAGAGUCUUGCCUGGCAGGUUAAGUGCCUUUUAAAAUACUCUACAACUUGGAAGCCUUUAGACCCUAAUUCCUGGUUAUAUCAUGCAAAACUCUUGGAUCCAAGCACCCCAGUCCAUAUACUUCGAGAGAUAGGUCUGAGACUCUCCCAUUGUUCCCACUGUGUCCCCAACCUGGAACCAAUUCCUGAAUGGCCCCCUCUGGCCUCUUGUGGAGUCCCACCUUUUCAGAAGCCCCUUACCAGUCCUAGCCGGCUCUCUAGAGAUCAUGCCACUCUAAAUGGAGCACUUCAGUUAGCCACCAAACAGUUAAAUCGAACUUUGAGUAGAGCUACUCCCAUCCCUGAAUACUUAAAACAGAUUCCUAAUUCUUGUGUUUCUGGUUGUUGCUGUGGCUGGCUAACUAAAACAGUUAAGGAAACAACUCGCACUGAGGCCAUCAACAUCACUUACUCUUACACUGACUUCCAAAAGGCGGUGAACAAACUCCUGACUGCAUCACUCUAAAGAUCAGCAUUUGCUCCAGUAUCUGAUUAAGAAAGGAAUACAUUUGAGAAACUCAUAUGUUCUCAAUAAAACUAUUCCAUGCCUUGUCAAGCUGAAGUGCUACUAAGUAUUGAAUCACCCAAGGGUCCUGUAGUUCCACUACAGAAAAUGUUUAUUAUGAGCAUGUCAUCUUACAAACUCUAUGGAUAAAAUGACAAGAAUUAGCCAAAAAAGAUUAUAUUUUGCCAUGCACCAGUGUCUCAUGCUUGUAAUCUCCUAACUACUCAUAGGCUGAGAUCUGAGGAUUACUAUUAGAACCUAGCCAGGGCAGGAAAUUAUGAGAGUUUUAACUCCCAA